AUGACGCUCCAAUGGACGAUCAUUGCAUUCGUACUGUACAUCGAAAUCGGUAUUACCUUCAUCCUUCUGCUCCCCUGGAUUCGUCCUACUUUGUAAGAUUUAUCUCAAAUGGUUUCAACAUUUAGAUGCGAAAACCUUUUUUUUAUGUUGUAUUAUUUUUGUACAAUAACGUUGUUCUGUGGCUAUUUUUUAUAAAUGAAUAUCAAAAGAAAAACGAAAAUAAGUUUCCAAGGAAAAUUUAAUAAUUAGAAAGGAAGUUUAUCGCAUUCCAUGAGAGAAAAACAAAGUUCAAUCGAUCAGAUUUACAGGUGGAGCAAGCUCUUCAAGAGUCACUUAUUUAACUUACUGGCAAGGCAUGCACACAUUUACUCGGUCACCUUUGGUUUUGUCCUCUUCGUUCUUUUCGCAGGUUUAUUCCUUUCGCGAAAAAAUUCUGCUCGUAAUGGACUUAUGAUCUUGGAUAAAACUUUGGAGUUGAAAGAGUUUGGAAAUAUUUACACUCAGGCAAUUCUUGAAGAUAAAAGUCUGGGAAAGGGGUUGACUGAUAAAAAAUUUCAUUUGCCAGAUAACGAAAAUAAGCUUCCGAAAAAAUCUAGAAAUUUGAAAGAAAGUUCAUUACCAAAUUUAAGGCUUUAUUUAAUGGUAGAUGAAUUCUGCUAAACCAGAAGAACAAGACUUGAAAAAAAAAGGAUUUUGAAAAAUGAAUUUAAUUUGCAAACAAAGAAUUGUAGAUGGUGUUCGGGAAACGAUGAAAUAUUCGCAUCUGGAGGAAAGAAUCACACGCACCGCCGAAUCCGACGCCACCCACCAUAUGCGACUUUUCCGAGCCCAGCGCAAUCUUUACAUCUCUGGAUUCGCCCUUCUUCUCUUCCUGUACGUUUUGAGCGAACGAAAAUAAGAGAAAAUAACACCAUCACUAUAAAUCAUAGAGGAAAAAUCUCUUUUUUUUCUCAAUCUUCCAAGAUAAGCUGGAACGAAUUGCUUUUCUUUUUAAUGAGUUUUGAUAUGCAGAAAAAAGUGGCUUAAAAAGAUAACAUUCUUCAAGUAAAAUUGUCUUUAAAAUUACUUCAGUAAUUUUAUGAAGUGGAAAAUUUCUUUGAAAUUUUUUCGCAUUCUUUUUAGUUGCUAGAAAACCGUCGUAAGCUAUUCACGAUUGCUUUACAAUGUCAUUCAGUUCUUUUUAUAUCCUGUUAAAAGUAAUUACCGCGAAAUUCAGAUUUGCCUCAGAGGUUAAAAAUUCAACUUAAUUUUAAAGAGUCGAUAAUGUUUUUGAGUUUCGUGGAAAUCUCUUUGAACCCGGCACUAGUUUUGAAUAGUAAUUUAUUCCUUUUCGAGGCGUUUAUUUCAGAAGCCCUUUUUCACCAAAACUUCUGCAUCAUAAAGACAAUCUUAAUUGAGGAAUUAAAGUUCUCUUGAAUUAUCUAUUUUAUUAAAAACUCGAGUUUCAUCUCAAUUUUUCCUGUGUGGCAAACAUUUAGGUCUUUUCGGAUGAGUUUAAAAAAAAAGGGAAAUGAACGAAAUUAUUUUCUUUCAGGGUUAUCAAGCGUAUCAUGGCUCUGCUGAUGCGCGGAGCCCAGCUUGAGGCUGCCAGCGAAGCGGCGAUGCGACAGGCCGAGUCUGCUUCCAAGGCCGCCAAGACGCUCCUCGACGCGGUUCGCUGCCGUCCACGAUUCAGCCAAUUCGAAACUCUUUGCAGAGCCCCGAAGGCGAUGGCGAUUCCGAUGAGCUGCGUCGUCAGAUCAAGGAGCUCGGCGAGGAGCUGAAGAAGGCUCAGAACGACCGCGACGCCAUGAAGGCCCAGGCCGAGAAUCUGCAAACCGAGUACGACCGCGUCUCUGACGAGCUCAACGCUCAUGAGGUUCGUCUUUUUUCUUCUUUUCUCGCGGCAGCUGCUUGUUUUAAAGAGUACACCAAAAGGUGUAAAGUCGUCACGGAUUUGCAAAAGCAAAAAGAUGAUAAUAAUAAACUUUUUUCCUUUACAAAUCUCAAAAGAAGCCUCAAAUUUUAUUUUGCUUUUUGUCAAAUCAGAAUUUUCGUUCAUUUUGUUCAGAAAAAAGGCCAAUUGAAUCGUUCCAUCUGAAUUCUGAAUUUUUCUUUCUUGACAGCCGAUAAAUUCAGAAGAAAAAAAUUUUAUGAAUUUUUAUAUUUUUUUAUAUUUUUAAUAUGGAGAGUACGUCAGUAUUCAAGCCUGUGAUCAAUUUAAAAAACUUUUUUAGCGAGGAUCGGCGAAGGUUAACAAGAAGGACGACUAG
Caenorhabditis auriculariae is the source of this 2252-nucleotide messenger RNA. The record is from the annotation of a GenBank genome assembly. NCBI's taxonomy places the organism in Eukaryota, Metazoa, Nematoda, Chromadorea, Rhabditida, Rhabditidae.